Glarea lozoyensis ATCC 20868 is the source of this 1200-nucleotide messenger RNA. RefSeq lists its product as uncharacterized. The record is from RefSeq and is a predicted model, not a curated record. The transcript has 7 exons. NCBI's taxonomy places the organism in Eukaryota, Fungi, Ascomycota, Leotiomycetes, Helotiales, Helotiaceae. Bases 1 to 1200 code for a protein of 399 amino acids.
AUGUCUCUUACCAAUGGAGUGAUAACUGCUAUUCCUGCGCCUGAGGGAUAUGUGGUCAAUUUCGAGGAUCCCGCGAGACAGGGAAACAUUGCUACAUAUUGGGUUUCUGGUAUUGGGAUGGUAUUUGCCUUCCUGUUUAUGUUCCAACGACUCUUUGUGAAAGUCAUUGUUCGCAGGGCUUUCGGAAUUGAUGAUGUCUGUCUUGUGUUAGCUUGGGCAUUCACAGUUGUACUCCAGGUAAUCGUCAUACGAGGAUUCGCUGUUGGAUACAUUGGAACUCACGCAUUUGAAAUGCCAAUUACAGAAUUCAUGACUUUUUUUAAGUUUAGUGUAUACAUUAACACCAUCAUCUACGCGCCACCGACUAUGCUUGCAAAAUUAGUCAUUUUACUCUUCUACAACACUCUCCAGAACCAAGACAAAUGGUUCAAAUACUCUGUGUGGUUUGCCAUGUUUGUCACCAUUGGAUCGUCGACUGGAAUAUUCUUUUCCUCCAUCUUCUCAUGCAAACCGAUAGCGAUGGGUUGGGACCUUACAAUCACUGAUGGUGUGUGUAUUGAUCGCACGGCCAUGUUCAAGGCAACUGCAGCUUUAGGUGUUAUUGUCGAUGUCCUCAUCAUUGCAAUUCCAAUCCCUAUGGUCUUUAAGCUGCAGAUGUCCAGGUCAAAGAAAGCCAGUCUGUUAUUUGUCUUUUCAAUCGGAUCAGUUACUGUUAUUACAUCUAUUAUUCGAUUAGUGUUGCUCAUAACUAGUCUCAGCGAUACAGACACUUCCUGGGGCGCUGGACCGAUUCAUGUCUGGAUCUGUGUAGAAUCCAACCUUCUUAUUAUGUGCGCAUCUCUUCCGACAUUGAGACUCUUUGUACGAACUGUGGCGCCAAAUCUCAUGAGCUCUACCGCCGCAUCGAAUAACAAGUCUGGAGGAUACGCAGGUCAAUCAGGGAGGUCGAGGACGGUUGGAGGUAGUAGUAUGCCUGGACCUGGCACCAACCCAAAACGUCAGCACUACGGUCGAUUUGAUGAUGAUCCUGAAUAUGGCCUGGAAACUCUCGUUGAGGCCCGGAAAAAUAAUUCUGAUGUGAAAACGAAUAGCGUCGGGUCCCAAGACGCCACCGGAUGGGAAGAUGGCAACAGUGAUAGAGCCAUAAUGCAAACAACUACGACCGCGAUAACGUACUCGAACAAAUCUCAGGGUUUAUAA